ACGAAACACCGACACCUGCGAAUGAGAAGCUAUAAAAUAAACGUCAAAAAAGUUUUGACAGCCGGAGUAAUAAAUGGGUGAAGAUCAAAAACAAAUAGUCCAAUGCCUUCUCCAUCUCCAGAGUGCACAACUAAAAUUUAUACGUACCAAAGCCUUUGUCAACGAUAUAGUGGCAAUAAAUCGCCAGAUCUUCAGCUCACUGUGCAUGAAUAUGGCAAAGAUUCUAUUGAGUUAGAACUGACCAAUUUACAAUAUGCCUUACAGAGAUAUCAAAAAAUUAAACAUAUAUGUAUUAAUAUUAUUAUUUAUAUUGUUUAUAUCAUAAUGGUAUCCAAAAACGUGACACUCCUAAAAGGGCACAUGUUGUGUGAUCUCAGUUGCCUCUUGUGGUUACUAUAUCGGAUAUUCAACUUAAUGUCAUUAAUUCACACUGAAAAAGUCAUUAUUUGCUUGGAUCUUGCACUUCAAUGCCAUACGGUACGAUUUUUAAGGCGAACCUCAAAUUUAUUCAUUCCAGCGAGCAAUAUUUAUGAUAUAGUAAUAAAUGAAGUUAUCGAAGAUCUUGAUGUGCAUUACAUACUGAUAAUUCGAACAAAGGGCAGUCUUUUUCAAAAGAAGCCCAUUAUUACACUUUUUAAUUCUUUGCAGCCUUCCUUCGAAUGUUUGCAGAUGACAUACAGAUGCCUCAAUGGAAUUUUUCGCAAAUCAAAUGGGAUUAGAUAG
Bactrocera latifrons is the source of this 723-nucleotide messenger RNA. RefSeq lists its product as uncharacterized. The transcript has 5 exons. Gene Ontology annotation, cellular component: glycosylphosphatidylinositol-N-acetylglucosaminyltransferase (GPI-GnT) complex. NCBI's taxonomy places the organism in Eukaryota, Metazoa, Arthropoda, Insecta, Diptera, Tephritidae. The coding region runs from base 103 to 723 and encodes 206 amino acids. Gene Ontology annotation, biological process: GPI anchor biosynthetic process. The record is from RefSeq and is a predicted model, not a curated record.